Ruditapes philippinarum (Manila clam) is the source of this 524-nucleotide messenger RNA. Its product is annotated as BCL2/adenovirus E1B 19 kDa protein-interacting protein 3-like. The record is from RefSeq and is a predicted model, not a curated record. Gene Ontology annotation, biological process: positive regulation of apoptotic process; mitochondrial outer membrane permeabilization. NCBI's taxonomy places the organism in Eukaryota, Metazoa, Mollusca, Bivalvia, Venerida, Veneridae. Gene Ontology annotation, cellular component: mitochondrial outer membrane; nucleus; mitochondrial envelope.
GGAUAAAUUUAGUAAUGUUGAAGCUUGAAAAGUAUUUAGUUGUAUACAACCUGUAAACAAUAUUUGGAAUAUCUUGGACAGUAUCCAAUUAGCGGACAAUUGCGAAGAGUUACGAUUUAACCGUCGUUAAUUUAUGCUGUCCAAUCAUUAUUGACUUUACGCAUCACGUGGGUGUGACGUUUACAUGUAAACAUAAAAAACAAUAACAAACUACAAGACACUGAGCACGUCAGUAAAUUGCGACGUAUAUUCCUGAAUCCACCAUGAAUGUGUUGAAUAAGGACGAAUUAGGGGGCCUAAACGAGUCAUGGGUGGAUGUUUACAAAAAUGAGAGUAGUGAGAACUCCAGUAAUGGAGCAGGGUCUCCCAAGAAUGAGAAUUUCCAACAAUCAGGGCUGUACACACCACUGAAUAUAGAAAAAUUACUGCAAGACGCGCAACGAGAAAGUGAACAAAAUAGUAGAGAAACCUCCACAAGGACAAGCCCGAAAAUAAGGACACCAACCGAGGGAGAAGUAACACAG